GAACGUGUAUUGCAACGACGACGACGACGGAGUUUUAGGGUGGGAGCRGAGGAACACGUGACGACCACGACGACGUCAAAGUUGAGUCAGUUGGUUUGCAGAAGCGUUCGGGUGUCCGGUACGCAACCAUCGAAAAGAUGGCCAAAACAGCAUCAGCGAUGUCGGCGGUAGUGGCGGUAGUGGCAACGGCGGUUACGUGUUGUUUCGUAUUAGCGGCCGGUCAAGAUUCGGACGCGGCAGCGAUGAUGUUUUCUGAAGACACGUCUUUGGGGGUGGACGAGCUGACCGCCCGGCCGCCGUCGUCCCAAGACAUGUCGGCAGCAUACACGUCGUCGGCCGGYCGCACUUUAACCGGCAAGCCAGGAGCCACCAACAUACAGAAAGUGCACAGGACGGCCAAGGCGGUGGACGCAAUGUCGGCCAUGGUGAUGAUGAUGGCCGCGGCGACGGGUUCGGGCACUGGAACGGCAGCAGCGGCUGUGAACAAUGACACUGCGAUCGACAGCGGAUCCUACAUUUCCGACUUAGAAUGGUUAUCGAACGUGUAUAACCCUCACCGGUGGAAUCCCGUCGAACUUCCGGCCGCGUCCAUGCUGUCUGUCCAGUGUCGGGACGUCAUGAAAACUUACCUGGAAGCACUGCGCCGAGGAUCAUUUUGGGCGGCUAAAAUGGCCGACGCCAGUGGACGUUAUUCGUCACAGCUAUUUUUCGGUAAUGACUUUUGGUUGGGAUCCCAUACUCUCUGCAAAGAGUUACAGAACAAAGCGACUAAUCAAUACGUGCCACCUUUCGAAGCUAAAUUCUACGUUGCGAAAUUGGCGAUCAAAUUACAUGAUCAGUUGACCCCCAAAACUAGAUUGAUUUCACUUGGUCUGUGUAUGCCAAAGGAUUGCAGUUCUACAGAUGUGCAAAAUAUGGUUAGUGUUCCCAAGGAAGAUAAUGAAUCUAAUUAUCGUAGUUAUAGCGUGCUUAAUGUCAGAUCUGUGCCUGGUACAUAUACUUUGUGGUCGGAUGGUAAAUUUCAAUUGUUAUUGAUUGUUGUUGGGCUAGUGACUAUAUUGACGAUUGUGGGAUCAGGAUAUGAAAUGAUAUUAGAGAGUCGAAAAGCUAGAGAAUUCAAAAAAAGACAAAUAGUUCAAGGUAAUAAUAACGAAAGUGAUUCUAAAGUAGAAUUUACACUGGAUAAAAUGCAGGCCAUUGAAAAGAUGCAAAAUAUGAAGGGAUGUGGAAAUGAUAACGGAACCUUAGACGAACCAGACAUGUUAUUUAAAGAAUUUUGUAGAUUAACUCCAGCGUACAUGAUCGUCCUUUUAAUGGCGGAAGUGUCUAGCCGAUGGCUUCGAAACAUUUCCGUAUUUGAACCAGAGAAUAACAACCACAUAAGUUGCGCUGAUUAUUGGUGGAGAAAUAUGUUAUACAUAAACAGCUUGUAUCCCAGAAAUGAAAUGUGUAUGUUGUGGAGUUGGUAUAUGUCCAAUGAUACGCAAUUCUAUGUCUUAGCAGUCAUACUACUUCUCGUUUCUGCCAGGCAUUUCAAAGGAGCGGUUAUAGGAUUGGUGGCGUUCUUAAUCGGAUCAUGGGUCGUCACAAUAUUCGUCGCAGUACAUUACAAUUUCAGAGCAAGGAUAGAGGAACCAUUUGGUCUAUUUGAUCAGCUUUAUGAUAAACCAUGGUCAAGACUUGGACCUUAUUUAUUUGGCAUGUUCGCUGGAUGGUUUUUGUUUGUUACCAAAUGCAAAUUGAAAAUGUCCUCCUUAACUGUCGUGCUGGGUUGGUCUCUGUCACUGUUCAGCCUGGCGUACCUGGUGUACGGGCUUCACGUGGUGCACUUGGACUUGGCUGGUUCCGCCCUAUAUGCAUCCGUCGGCCAUUCAGCCUGGGGUGCUGCGCUAGCCUGGAUAGUGAUCGCCUGUUGUACCGGUCACGGGGGAUGUGUCAAUUCGGCGCUGUCGUGUCGUCUGCUUCAACCCCUUAGCCGUCUGACGUACUGCGCCUAUUUGGUCCACCCCAUCAUCAUGACCAUGACCAACUUCCAAAUGGACGGACCGCUGCAUCUCCACAAUCUGAUAACGAUGAUAUUGUACUUUGGUAACGCGGUAGCAUCUUUCUUGUUAUCCUUCUUCAUAUCUCUUACAUUUGAAGCACCCGUGGUGAACCUGCUCAAAAUUAUGUUAUCAUCACCACAGGUGAAGAAAACCUCGAUGGAAAAAAACAGUUCCGAACUACAAGACUCGUAACACUGAAAACUGUUAUUAUUAUACGAUUUAUUUAAUAAUAGCAAUAGAAAUAAUUCAUCGUUAAGAUGUUUAAGUAUAGUUUA
Molecule: messenger RNA, 2320 nt
Organism: Diuraphis noxia (Russian wheat aphid)
Lineage: Eukaryota; Metazoa; Arthropoda; Insecta; Hemiptera; Aphididae
Product: nose resistant to fluoxetine protein 6-like
Molecular function (GO): acyltransferase activity, transferring groups other than amino-acyl groups
Source: RefSeq, a predicted model, not a curated record